Messenger RNA from Aplysia californica (California sea hare), 1395 nucleotides. RefSeq lists its product as uncharacterized. The record is from RefSeq and is a predicted model, not a curated record. Lineage: Eukaryota; Metazoa; Mollusca; Gastropoda; Aplysiida; Aplysiidae.
UCUGAGCUGUAUAUGUGUGCCGUGUGCGCCGCUAUUACGUCGUUCGGAGAACCCGGAUUUCUGAGAAGUGGGUGAGAGAAGUGACUCCUCCUCAGUACUGUGAAACAGUUGAUCGAGUUAACUUGUUAAUUGAAGUAUUGUCAGAGCCCAGUGCAAGCCAUUUGUUGUGUUGACGUCCAUUAAUUUCAAGUAACGGAGGAAAAUAGUGAUGUGUGACCAGUGUUUGUUCGUGACCAGGGUGUGAAUCACCAGUUUUAGAAACGUGAGAUGAUGAUGAUGUAGCGGGUGAGGACGGCAUGCAUGGAGAAGUGAUGAUGGCAGACGUGGAGGAGCGUUUGCUGUCAUCUGUGGCGACACAGACUGAGUAUGUCAGUAGCCCCAUCCUCUGGCAGUGUCUGUACGUCAUCAAGACAGUGUCAGAGUUCCAAAACCUUUCAUACAGGGUUACAAGGACUCACUCGAACCUGGAAGUGUUGAUGGUGUAUAGAGAGGGGGCAUGUGGCAUCUUUGGCCCCCCUUUGGACCCAAUGACUUUGACACUCGACCCUUCGGGCCGGUGUCUGGUAAAUAUUUUGUUCAAGACGGUUCAGAGGGUGAACUUUGUGGCCAAAGCUUCCGGGUGCAUUGAGAUUGCCUCCCUGAUGGCUGUGCUACGACUGAUUGCUGGCAGAGGCUAUUUGUUCUGCCCUGGCAUUCCCGAAAAGUUUUUGGCAGGAAAGGCAUGUGGCAAGCACGUGAUGGUUCACCGCAUUCCCUUCAAGCGUUACCAGUCGAAUCAGUGCCCUGUUUACUAUCAAGUCCCGCCUUCACAUACCACAGGGAAGUCAUCUCUUUGCUCACUGUGCCCAAGUUGCCUCCAAACAGCAAAAAUAGUUGUAAGUUUGCCAUUCCUUCCAGUGCCAGCAUCAAAAGUUGCCCCCCCUGUGACUCAACCAAUCAAGCAGUCACAAGCAGUUGUCUCAGGGUGUGAGGAAAACAAAGAGGAGAGAAAUGCGAAUGUGAAUAAUUCAAACAGUGACUGUAUGAUUGUGUCUGUGGAGAAAAUGCCCACAACUGUGUCUGCAGCUGGGCCUGAUACCUUGGCUUCCCAGCGGAAAGAAUCUCUUGUGGUCCCCACUGGUGUUAUUCUAGGUCCUCCUAAGACUCAAGUGAUCACUACCCAAUUUGGUAAGACGACCGUCGUACGUCACCUUCCCGUAGAAGAGUUGGUGGCUAGUUUACCUAGCAAUCCGGAUGGAAGUGAUCAGCGGCGAGCACAGAGUGCCCCAGUUGGGGCUGGGCAGACAGUUUCCCAGCAGCAGGAGGAGAAGAAGGAGGGGCCGGUAAACAGCCACCUGCUGCAACUGCUACGAGAGAAAGGAGCUCAGAAGUCUAAUGUGGAAGGCCAGUCUAUGG